Cooperia oncophora is the source of this 2196-nucleotide messenger RNA. The record is from the annotation of a GenBank genome assembly. NCBI's taxonomy places the organism in Eukaryota, Metazoa, Nematoda, Chromadorea, Rhabditida, Trichostrongylidae.
AUGAACAGCAAAAAUGCCGAGGAGAAGAUUGUCAAUCAACUAACAUUCCAAUGCGUUUACAAGGGAUAUCCACCAGAUACAGCUACAUUCCUCAUUGUUAUACAGGAAACUCACAAAAAUGAUCUCGAAUUUCUUUUUGAAGAGCCCGAUCCAUGGCCGUAUGUUGGAGGAGCGUAUUCCCUCAAUUGUAUAUUAAAGCUUAAAGGAAAAGGUCGGAUAGAGAACAAGUAUCAGUACCAUCUCAACCUAACUUGUCCACGGUGUACAUCGGCUGCGAUUCACAAGAAGGCCACUAAGAAUGAUCGCAUAAUCCAUAGUAUUACAAUUGAUCCGCUAAGUUCUGAAGACAGCGGGCAGUACAGUUGUAGCUGGUACUUCGAUAAUGUACUGAAUCAGACGAUCAAUAAGAAUGUGGACGUGUCGCCAAAGAAAGGACAAAUCAAGGUGCUGAACAGAACUCCUCAAGAGGUCAACGUUAAAGAGGGCCAUUCCAUUAAUCUCUCCGCCGAAUUGGCUGCUUUUCCAGAUGAUUUUCCUGGUUUUAAUGCGAAAUGGAUCCGGAAAUCUAUCAAACCACCGAAAACUGUAAAUGAAACGGAAAAUCUGGUCAGCGAUAAUGACCAUGUAAUAAGUAGUGAUAAGAUAGAUGGAGGACGAGUGAAUGAAAGAAUCGCCAUCAAAAAUGCUCGCACGGAAAUGAGCGGCAUCUACGUCCUCACGAUUGAGCUACUGGAUACGGUACGGACCAUAGAAUGGAAGGUGAACGUGCAAAAUGAACGUAUCAGCGCUAGAAUUGAUAUAAUGGCACCGAAUAGCUGGGUAGUAUUCGAUCAGCAGUACUACCAGAUUGGAACACCGUUGCAUGUGAACUGUCUAGUCACUGCUAUACCACUGGCAACGGUCUCAUUCAUGCGUCGCAGACCAUUAUCCGCUGCUCCAUGGAUUGAUAUUGAUCGAUCAGAACUGGUUGAACUAAAAGGGACCUAUGAAAGCGGGUAUAUCUGGAAUACUACGGUACAAGACGAUCUCGACUUGAAAUGUGAAGGUGAACGUGACGGAAAGACCAGCUUUGAAGUGAAAAGAGUGCGAGCAUCUGAAAGUGAGCCGUUUGUGAAGACAAGCUGGACACGUUCCGAUCAUUCAACAUCACAAGAGGAUCCAAAGGAAAUUUACGAGGGUGAUAAUGUGAAGCUCACUUGUACAGUACCUAACGACGAAGAGUGGACAGUACGAUGGGUCUUCCGUGAAAGCAUGAUUGGCGACGUCAACAAUGUAGUCGACGCCCAUUCACGUCAUCUAAUCGCAAAUAUCAAUAAUGUAACUGGUAGCAACGCUGGCGAGUAUGUCUGUGUCAUGCAAAAAGGCAAUCAAGAGAAACGCUUGAAACAAAUUAUAUCGGUGGUAAAGACCGUGAAGCCCUAUCAUGCACAAUCGGAUCCAGAGAAACCACGGGUACUGCAUUAUGGAAAGUCAGCUGAUUUCGAUUGUAUUAUCGAAGGCACACCUAGGCCUGAUUUCAGAUGGCUCAAAGACGGUCAACCAUAUGAAGGAGGUGAACUGUCAGCGGAUAAUAGGCAUCUUCAUAUUGCCAGAGUUGCCGCUGAAGACAAAGGUGAAUUUGAGUGUGUGGCAACAAAUCGAGCUGGAACAAGUGUAUACAAGUUCGCAACCAAGGUCGAGGGAGCACCGAAGCGGGUAUCAAGCUCAUUUCUGUUCGUGGUAUUCAUGUUACUUUUGGGAUUGUUGUUCUGUCUCAUCACAACUGUUAUUAUGUACUUAAAACAACGUAAAAAGGCGAUUGAGCAGGACCGAGCUCUGAAUGUUCUCUACGAGCAGCUUAUGAAAAAUACGGAAGGUCCGCCGCCUAGCGGACCAAAACUUCCACUCGAUCAACGAGUAUAUCAGUUACCGUAUAAUCGGCAGUACGAACUUGAACGCGAUAAUCUGGAAAUUGGUAACAGGCUGGGAUGUGGCCAAUUCGGUCAAGUUUGGAUGGGUUGGUUAGCGAAGCCUCGCGUUACUGACUCUAUGGCCGAAAAAGUCCGUCUUCCAGUGGCUGUCAAAGGCCCGCUGGUCGGUACCAACGUGCAACACCAAAAAAUGCUUGCUGAUGAGUUGAAAAUAAUGUGUGCUAUUGGCAAACAUCCAAAUGUUCUGGCGCUCAUCGGCGCUAUCACAAAGAACAUGAAAGGGUAA